AUGUCGAACCCGAACAAUUGGCAGGAGGAGGCGAUGCGGCGCCUGCGCCAGAUGCAGACGCGGGGCGGGUAUCCCGGAGGACGAGGAGGGCCGCAGAUGCCCCGGGGAGCCAACGGCGCCGUGGUGGGAGGCAUUCUGCUGGCGGGCGGCGCCUGGCUGCUGUCCAACUCGCUGUUCAACGUGGACGGAGGUCACCGCGCGAUCAAGUACCAGCGGCUGAGGGGCGUGAGCAAGGAGAUUUACAGCGAAGGAACACACAUCAACAUUCCCUGGUUCGAGACGCCCGUCAUCUACGACGUCCGAGCGAAGCCGCGCAACGUCGCUUCGCUGACGGGCACCAAGGACCUGCAGAUGGUCAACAUCACCUGCCGUGUGCUCUCAAGACCAAACAUCGAGGCCCUGCCCCAGAUCUACCGGACGCUCGGAACCGACUAUGACGAGCGAGUGCUGCCGUCGAUUGUGAACGAGGUCCUGAAGAGCGUCGUUGCCCAGUUCAACGCCAGUCAGCUCAUCACACAGCGAGAGAUGGUGGCUCGGCUAGUACGAGAGAACCUGUCCCGCAGAGCAGCGCGGUUCAACAUUCUUCUUGACGAUGUAUCUCUGACGCACCUCGCCUUUUCGCCAGAGUUCACAGCUGCUGUCGAAGCCAAGCAGGUCGCCCAACAAGAGGCUCAGCGAGCGGCUUUCAUCGUCGACAAGGCCCGCCAGGAGAAGCAGGCCAUGGUCGUCAAGGCGCAGGGUGAGGCCCGAUCCGCCGAGCUGAUUGGCGACGCCAUCAAGAAGAGCAAGGCCUACGUGGAGCUGAAGAAGAUUGAGAACGCCAGGCUCAUUGCCCAGCAGCUGCAGGAGUCUGGAGCCAAGAACAGGCUGAUGCUGGAUGCCGAGGGCCUGGGCUUGAACGUGUUUGAGGAUUCGGAUAAGAAAUGAGGUGAUCAGGCAGGGGACCUUGGUGUGAACUGGGGGAUGAGAUGAUGAACUCUCCGCUUGCAUGCUUGUCUGUGUAAUGAAGAAAAAGAAAACUUGUAUUAUAGGAACUCUAGGGA
Molecule: messenger RNA, 1043 nt
Organism: Trichoderma reesei QM6a
Lineage: Eukaryota; Fungi; Ascomycota; Sordariomycetes; Hypocreales; Hypocreaceae
Exons: 3
Coding region: 1-927 (308 amino acids)
Biological process (GO): mitochondrion organization
Cellular component (GO): membrane; mitochondrion
Source: RefSeq, a predicted model, not a curated record